AUGCCGCCCCUGGUCAGACUUCGCCGGGCCACAGCGCAAGAUCUGCCGCAGCUGCUGGAUGUCGAAACAUCGGCGUUGGCGGACGACAAACUCACCGGUCGCUGCUUUCCAGAUGACACAAGUCCUGCCGCAGUCCAGACCCGGUUGGCUGCAUACCGCAGAGUCCUGCACGAAAUCACCGUGGCCGUACUAACGGACGAUCAAGGCCAUAGCACUGGUAGAAUCCUCGGUUGGACCCGUUGGGUGCGUCGCCCAGCCCCCACAGCACCAUCCCGAUCAUCCAUGCAGCGACCCCUGCGACGUGCCGUCGUCAACCCUGGCCACUUCCCAGCCAAAGGCGACCAGCUAUUCGCAGCCGGCUACUUCCAGGCAAACAUGGACAACAAGACAGAGGUUGUCGGCCAGCAGAGCCACUGGUUCCUCAGCACCUUGGUCGUGCGCCGCGAGGAGCAGGGGCGAGGGGUGGGGGGUAUGUUGAUCAGCGUGGGCACUGAAGCUGCCGACAAGGAGGGGUGGCCAGCCUACCUCAACUCCUCAUCGGUCGGCAAACGGCUCUACGAGCAGCACGGGUUCAAGACAGUGCGCAUUAGCUGGUUCACGGAGGAAAUCGUCUCCUACCACAUGCUGCGCAAGGCCGUGUCUGGACGGUGCGAGCACAAGCAUGGGAAGCACGGCGGCAAGUAA
Molecule: messenger RNA, 684 nt
Organism: Clonostachys solani
Lineage: Eukaryota; Fungi; Ascomycota; Sordariomycetes; Hypocreales; Bionectriaceae
Source: the annotation of a GenBank genome assembly